This is a messenger RNA of Gossypium arboreum, 708 nucleotides long. RefSeq lists its product as uncharacterized. NCBI's taxonomy places the organism in Eukaryota, Viridiplantae, Streptophyta, Magnoliopsida, Malvales, Malvaceae. The coding region runs from base 1 to 708 and encodes 235 amino acids. The record is from RefSeq and is a predicted model, not a curated record. The transcript is spliced from 7 exons.
AUGGCUCAUAUAAACAGAAAGUGUAAUAGAGAGUGGACAUUGAACUGUAGUCAUAUUGGCAAGGAGGCUAAUGCAGUAGCAGAUUGCUUGGUACACCAUGCAAAUAACAGAGAAUCCGUUUUUAUGUUGCUUCCUUCACCUCCGGCACAAGUGCAGGACGUUUUGGAUAGAGAAGUGUGUGCAAUUCUUGGCAGAGAGAUGAUUUUUGGGGUUUUAAGACAUUGGUCUUCCUUUGCCCAGUGCAUAUCAUAUUCCCUGCGGAAACAAGCACUGCACGGUGACAUGACGAGGUACGUGUGCUGUGCGGGUUACAUUUGUUGCAGUCUCUGCCUUGAGGUCGCCUGUUGCUUCAGCAGUUCAGUUUUGUCUACUCGCUAUCUUCUUCAAGAUGAGUACGAUAUAAAGACCACGAAAUGUGACAACUGCAUCAUUGCAUUUAUGGUAAUCCUUUCACAACUCGCAUGCUUAUGUCAUCUGGUAGCUAGUCUAACUGGCAAUGAAGAACUUGAGGAACUCGCAGAGCUAUUGACUUGUCUUUCUGAACUAGUCUGUUGCGUGGUCUGUGCUUGUAUGCAGACUCAGCACAAGAUUGAAAUGGACCACAGGCACGGUACAAUAGUGGAGGGUGAACCUGCUAGGAUGAUUCCUCCAGUGCAGGAGAUGUCAUGGUCUGAUCAGCCAGAGCCUCCAUCGCCAAACCAAGUUUAA